Messenger RNA from Bombus huntii, 2451 nucleotides. Its product is annotated as IQ and ubiquitin-like domain-containing protein. The record is from RefSeq and is a predicted model, not a curated record. The transcript is spliced from 6 exons. Gene Ontology annotation, cellular component: motile cilium; acrosomal vesicle. The coding region runs from base 676 to 2358 and encodes 560 amino acids. NCBI's taxonomy places the organism in Eukaryota, Metazoa, Arthropoda, Insecta, Hymenoptera, Apidae. Gene Ontology annotation, biological process: cilium assembly.
UUAAGAAUGAAUGCGUCGGUCGUUUGAAGAUAAGGUUCGUGAAAUUUACAGAUCGUUAUGAAAUGUAAAUAACAAAAGUAUAGAAUGUAUAGUCUCAAAAUGUUGUAUAGUAACACAUCUUAUCAAUGAAAUUGUUAACAGUUCUUGUUAGUGACAUCUGCAACAUUUUGAAUAUAUAUUGCAGGCUUCAGCUAUGUAACACAUGUUCCGAUAACAAUCUUUUUUAUAAUAACAAUCCGUAACAUUAUUAAUCAAACGUGAUCUAAAUUGUUUGCGUCUAUGAGUAUUAUAUUCCCUACAUUUUAGGAAGACAUGAUUUAUACAUUAUUAAAUUCUGUAUUGUACAGGAACGAGAGAAUAUUGUAACAUUAAACUGAAACACUAAAUUUCACUGUAAAAUCAGAAAGAAGAGAAAGUGAUGUAUGUCUAAUAAAAAUAAUACUCUGAAAUGGUUGUGUAUUUAAUAAAUAACAUUAUCCGAUAAUAAUACAUUAUGUUAUAUAUAUAUAUAUAUACAUGAAUAUCAAUAAAAAAAUGAAUAACCAGAUUUGUUUGAGUUUGCAUCUAUAUUCAACAUCUAAUCUAUUAUUCCUUAAAACCAAGUCGUUUUAACUAAGCAAAUAUUUUUUUGUUUAAAACGUUUAAAACGCCUAUUAAUAUAUACAAAAUUUCAAAAUGGUUUGCUGCCGUUCCGUAGAAGUGGAAGAUCGAAGAAUAAAAAAACCUUAUUUGGGAGGAUGGAAGCAUAAAAUUACCCAAGUAGAGUAUUUAAAUGCCGAAUCGCAAACAGGCCCCCUAAGGAAGCCAGAAAAAGAAAAGUGCAGUAAAAAAGUGCAAUAUAUUUCUUGGACAGAUGUAUUUACGCAAACACCAUGCGUUCAUCCAACACAGAUGUGGCGAUCUGAUUACUUUAUAUCGGCCGAAUCGGAUAAAUAUGUAACAUCAAAACCAUACGAAACAUACGAAGAAAUGAUGAAACGGCUGGAUUACGAUGGAAAGGCGCGAAUUAUCCAAAGAAACUAUAGAAUAUACAAAUUAUUGAAGUAUAUCAAAGAAUAUGCGAGACAGUACCGAGAGUUAGUCAAAGGUUGUAAGCUAUACGAAGCAGAAAAGAUAAUGUUAUACAGGAAGAGGCAUCAGCAGGAAAUUCUUCGAACAAUUCAUCCCAAAACUCGAUCGGAUUUUGAUCUGUUAUAUGGUUUGGUUGAAAAAUGGAGACGCGAUCGCCUUGAAUGCGCGAAGCUACGUUUCUUUAAACCUGCCAGAUGUGCAGAAAAUCACGAAAUUUUGGAAAAAACCAUAGAAAUGUUGAAUGUAAUCGACGAGAAAAGACAGGCGGUGAGGCAGCGCUACAGGAAGCGGAAACGCGCGAAAUUUGUUGCGGUUAAUUGCAAGCCUAUUCUGUGGAACGGUUACAAGAAUAAAUUGCUGGAAAUGGACACAAUGAGAAACCAGAAGGCAAGAGAAUUGAAAAUGAUUUACGACUCGUUGAUGAACUACGAUGUUACUCGCGAGGAACGCAUGGAGAUGCUCACGAUACUGAAGAAAUCGUUGGAGAUACACAACUGUGUGUCUGUUUUCCAUUUGAUACGACUCUUGGACGAAGAGCUGACCUACUUGGCAAGGGGGAUGAAACGCAUGUCACUAGGCUACUUUCGAGAAAGGAUAGUUUACAGUUACUUGAACUUUUUACGGACGUCGCACUCGUGCUGUUGCGUGAACAACGACAGAUACUUUUGUAAGAACGUAGAUGACGAAAAAUUGCGAGAACCAAUUGAACCUAUAACGAAAUUGUGUCACAGUUGUUUGAAAUUGCUUCCUAUUCACCAAUUCACUGUUCAUGGAAGGAUGAAAAGGCUGUCUACUUGCGUUGGUUGUACUUGGUUGCGUGAACGAAAUAUUAGACACGUGAACUACGACCCUUACAAAUUUCUACUGGACUGUGUGCGCUAUGAGGAAACGAAAAGAGAAUCACCUUCGGCUAUCGCGUUUAUGAUGCAAAAACACGACAUGUACCAUUUGGUGAACAAUAUUUGGCACGGCCAUUCUGUAGUCAGUGAAAAUAGAGAUAUGUUCCUAUUACGGAUCGUUCGAUACGACGUAAACGAGGAGUGGUCACCGUGGAAUUGUAUCCUUUUAACCGAGGAAGAGGCUGACGUUCAUUGCAGUAUCAAGGAUCUCGCGAGCGUAUACUCGAAGCCACUUAUCGAAAAAAUCUUGUUGUCUCAUCAGUUAGCGAAAAACCAAUUCAAGCAUUUGAGACAGUUUGAGAAGGAGUUUCAAGGUAAAUUUCAGAAAAUCGAAGAUAAAGCGGUGUACAAUGCAGCGAUCAAAGUGGACGAUUAUCUUUUUACGUGAUAUACUUUGCUGUAUCUAAUCGUCUGUUCGCUCUUUCAAUAUAAUCAAAUUAUAAGGUUAUUUUCUACUUAAAUAUAUUUAUAUAUACAUAUA